Coniophora puteana RWD-64-598 SS2 is the source of this 883-nucleotide messenger RNA. RefSeq names its product carbohydrate-binding module family 13 protein. The annotation marks the transcript as partial. The transcript has 4 exons. Lineage: Eukaryota; Fungi; Basidiomycota; Agaricomycetes; Boletales; Coniophoraceae. The record is from RefSeq and is a predicted model, not a curated record.
CAUGAAGUUCCUCUCUGUCGCUGCCCUCCUCCUCCCCUUCGCUCUCGCUUCUCCUCUUGAACAGCGGGACGCAACUACCACUGCUACCUCGUCUGCACCUGCGUCCACACAGACGGGUGUUCUUCCCUCCAUUCCCCGUGGGCAGGAGUACCAGGACCCUCCCCCUGGCAAUGGUCGUCGUAUCAGACCGUACGGCCGUGGUGACCUCGCUCUGACUGUGCAGGCCGGUUACCCUGGAAUCGGAACGUUGGUCCAACUUGGAUACAACUUCGGGAACAACGACGGCUUUGUUGAGCUGCAGCUCUUCAACAUCACCUCCGGCGGUGGCUUCACGGAGCUCAAGCUACAGAACACGACCUCCUUCGAAGUUGACAUCCCCCUUUGUGUCGACGCGGGCGACGAGAACGGCGCGCUGAACGUCGGCAACGAGCUCAAGCUGCAGAAGUGCAACAACUCAACGACGCAGAGCUGGGACUUCUCGACGCACGACUACCUCUCUGUCGGCGAGAAGUACUGCAUGACGAUCGCGGACCUGCCGUACGCCUCGACGAACAAGCCGUACAGGCCGGUGCUCGAUGUGCAGCUCAUCGAGUGCCAGCUUGGCAGCAACAGUCAGCCUACGAACAAUGAGACUUUCUUCAUCCUUCCUUACCCCAACAACUGAUGUCAUGUCGGUGUUUCAUGGAAUCAUCGUUGAUAAUUCCGUACUUCGAAUGGACCGAUAGACCAGUGGACUUUGUACUUGCUUUCGUGGACUUGGACAGUGUUACUAGAUAUGCAGCAAUGUUAUAGUCGCGUACUUUCCUGAACAAUCUGUAAAGACAGCUACGCUCACACGCACUACCUUGUCACGAAUGGACCUCGAGUUAUCGUUGUGCGGCCG